AGUUAUGGGAGGGGAAAGUGCACAUGAUAUAAAGUUAGCGUUAAUCAGAUAACAGUGAUCAGUCACCUGAUUAAACCAUUCAUUUUACUUCCCUGUUUAAUCCACAUUCAGAAAAAUGGCAACUCUGAAUCCACAGCAGCCUGAAAAGGUUAACAUUAAAGGGAGAUGGAACUCACGUGGAAAACAAGAGCUCUUCAUCACAGGGCAGCAUGUGAGUUUACAGAGACUGAGAGAGCAAAUGCUCCUGGUGAACCCUCAGCCUCACAUGAUGACGUACUUAAGCAAGGAGAUCCCACCCUACCCAACUCCAGUAGAAUUUUGGGUUUCAAAUGUAGCCCAUGUUACUGACGAGACAGGAUUUGAGGGGAUACUGGAGUCGGAGCAGUUCAAUCCUCUUGAAAGUGAGUUCUUAUGGUGGGACUUAAAAAUCAAUGAAGAGGAGAUAAGAUCAGCAGAGAAACGCUACAUGGAGAUGAACUUCCCAAACGAAGCACAAGAGCUGAAGGAACAGGAGCCGUUUCUGGAGACGUUCACCACAUCACCCGCAUUUGAACUAGAGAAAUCUCGCUACGGUAAUUAUCGCUUCACAUUUCCCCUCACUGAGCUGAUGGAAUGGUACAAGGAACAGAACUGUGGAGGAGAAGAGCCGGUUCUCAGAGUGUAUGAGACCGUCACCUACAAACAGGAGAUUAUGUACACCGUGCUGAUUCACAGUCCUGAGGAUAACGAGCGUUUUGGAGGAUAUCCGCAUCUUGAAGCGAGUGAGUGGGUUCUUUAUCAGGAUGGGAAGAUUAUCUGGAAAGCACAAGCCAUUUGUGAAACCCACUGGUAUCAGUUUGUUUCAGGAGAAGUACAAAGGCUAUAUACUCAUGAGUUUUAUGUCUGGGAUCAUGUUAGUUUAGUCUUUCACUUGCCAAAUCAUAAGGCCCUGAAAAUUCCCAGAGAACGGCUUAUAAAAGCCCUCGAGGCCUGUAAACUUGAUCAGAUCCAUCUCUCGGGGUACAAUGGUCCUAGAAACAAAGAGGAACGCUUCUUGGAUGCAAACAUGAAAGUGAGUGAAUUGAAAAGAGAGUUGGAAGAGGAGUAGAAAGAAUAAUGGAGGUAGACAUUGAUUGUGAAUGAUUCAAGUAGUAGAUAGACAGUAAAGAGGAAGAAGAUCAAGCAAGAAUUGUGAAACAUAUUCAUGCAGAGAAAGUACAAAAUACCAGGCAUAACCAUACUGUUUGUAAUCAUUUUAGUUAAAAAAUAAAAUAAAAUAAAAAGAAAUAUCGUGAUUUGCAAUGAUACUUUUCUGGAUUUAUUAUGAGUGCACAAAUGAUGAUAUCUGUGUAACAGGAGAAGAAUAAAAGAUUCUCUGUGAUUUCA
This is a messenger RNA of Pangasianodon hypophthalmus (striped catfish), 1365 nucleotides long. RefSeq lists its product as uncharacterized. Bases 116 to 1087 code for a protein of 323 amino acids. The transcript is spliced from 2 exons. The record is from RefSeq and is a predicted model, not a curated record. NCBI's taxonomy places the organism in Eukaryota, Metazoa, Chordata, Actinopteri, Siluriformes, Pangasiidae.